AUGGCUGGUCCACAUGAACCUAGGAGAAAUCCUUCGAUGGUUGCCGAAGAGCGAGCUUUUGCAAACCUAAGCCUACAACCACCCGGAGAUGAUGGAGGCACCCAGGGUGACUUACCGAGUGUGCUGAGUGGAUCCGUCAGCGAGCCACAGAUAUUCGACUCCUCAAAUAUGGAACAAAAUUCCGCAGAUAUUCAGGCUCACAAUGCGGCGGAAGCAAAGCGGGCAAAUGGGGAUCCUGCGGUGUCCAGAUCAUCGGCACGUGGUCUCCGCCCUGCUGGGGUCAGCCAAGCAGGUGUUCUUGGGAUGAUGGGCAUGCUAAUUGCUUCAUACGCCGUCAGCCUCACCACUACCUUCUCCUUAUCAGCAAUAGCUUCUAAUGGAACGGUCCGAGGCGGGGGAGCUUAUUAUCUCAUUUCAAGAUCACUAGGACCCGAAUUUGGAGGGUCAAUUGGGGUUGUCUUCUAUAUGGGGCUUGUCUUCAACACAGGCAUGAAUGCGGUCGGCUUGAUCAACUGCAUCAAAUUAAACUUUGGCUCAAUCUCGGGCAAUUGGUCAAACGUUCUUCCCGAAAGCCAAUGGUACCUAUACCUUUGGUCAUCCAGCGUAUUGGCGUUAUGCAUAAUCAUAUGCCUUCUCGGCUCAGCUAUCUUCGCUCGUGCCGGUAAGGGCUUGCUAGUCAUCCUUUUAAUCUCUACUUUAAGCAUUCCGCUCUCGGCCCUCGUCAUGCCACCAUUCGAAAGUCGGAAAUGGGGUAUCCAGUACACUGGACUGAGCUUGGACACAUUUCUAAGCAAUCUAAAACCCCAACUCACAAAAGGCGCGGCAGGAAGUCAUCUUGAUGGAGUAGAGAAUUUCCAGGAUUUAUUUGGGGUGUUGUUCCCAGCAGCUUCGGGGAUAUUUGCUGGUGCCAGUAUGUCCGGCGAUCUCAAACACCCUAGUAAAGCGAUUCCAAAAGGAACACUCUAUGGCUUGGGUACCACUUUUGUCUUGUAUACCCUCGUCAUUUUCGCUAUGGCUGCGACAACAACGAGAUCAUCCCUUCUCAGGAAUGCCAACGUCAUCCAGGAUAUCAAUAUGUCCGGAGCUGUGAUCCUCGCUGGAGAACUUGCAACAUCAUUCUUUUCCACUUUGAUGGGCGUAAUUAGCUCAUCGAAGCUUUUACAGGCUUUAGCCAGGGACCAACUCCUCCCUGGCCUCUCAAUAUUUGGACAGGGCACGAAGCAAGGGGAUGAACCGACCUAUGCUAUUUUUAUUACCUAUUUCGUGGUCCAGAUCACCAUGCUCUGCGAUCUCAACCAGAUUGCCUCAUUUGUCACAAUGGCCUACCUGAUGACAUUCCUUGUAAUGAACUUGGCUUGCUUUCUAUUGAAAAUCAGUUCCGCGCCAAACUUCCGGCCAUCCUUCCAUUUCUUCAAUUGGCAAACGGCUUUUGCCGGAGCCAUAUGUUCAGGAGCUGCUAUGUUCUUCGUGGACGGGGUGUAUGCCACUGUUUGCGUUGGAAUACUUAUCAUCAUUUUCAUGAUCAUUCAUUACACUGGCCCUCCAAAGAGCUGGGGCGAUGUGUCACAAAGCCUUAUCUAUCACCAAGUUCGAAAGUACUUGCUUCGACUGAAGCAAGAACACGUCAAAUUUUGGCGCCCGCAGAUCCUACUCUUCGUUAAUGACCCCCGUCGACAAUAUCGACUAAUCCAAUUCUGCAACUCGAUGAAGAAAGGCGGGCUUUACAUUCUAGGCCACGUAAUUGUUACGGACGACUUUGGUGGCUCAGUUCCCGAGGCUCGCCGUCAGCAAGCAGCUUGGACAAAGUACAUCGACUUCUCAAAAAUAAAGGCGUUCGUCAAUAUUUCAAUUUCGCCACAAAUUGAGUGGGGCUCUCGAAAUAUUCUCAUGUCUGCCGGGCUUGGAGGAAUGCGUCCGAAUAUUGUAGUAAUGGGCAUGUAUAAUCUGGACGACUUAAGGAGAAGCCAGCCACUCAUUGAUGUCUCCGAGAUACCGAAGGAUACACAAGAUACCCCGGAAGCCCAGCAACUGAGGAAACGGCAUCGUCGCGAGAGUAAGGGUGGAAAUAUGGAGGAAGUUUUACCGACCGAUUCGUGCAAGCCAGAAGGAAUGAUGAGCGUGACAAGUUAUGUCACUGUUCUGGAAGACCUUCUAUGGCGUCUGCAGAUUAACGUGGCUAUUGCGAAAGGCUUUCAAAAUCUAGAGUUCCCUGACAAGAAACGGGAAGGCGCUAAGAAAUAUAUUGACCUUUGGCCGAUUCAAAUGUCUGCGGAGAUUGCUGGGGAGGGUGAUGAUAAGGAAAGUGUUCUCACUACAAAUUUUGACACAUAUACGUUGAUUUUGCAACUUGGAGCGAUAUUGAACACCGUUCCUUCAUGGAAGGCAGCCUAUAAACUUCGAGUUGCCGUAUUUGUAGAAUAUGAAUCUGACGUUCAGGAAGAGCAAGGACGAGUUAAAUCACUCCUCGAGAAAUUACGAAUCGAGGCCGAGGUGGUCGUAUUUUGGCUCGCAUCCGGAAAAUUACCCACUUACGAGGUCGUCGUCAAUGGGACAAAUCCUGGCAAGGAGCAUGAAGAGAGAGUUGAUGAAGCUUUGAAAGGUCAAGAAUGGUGGGAUGAACUGCAGAGCAUGCGCGGUAAACGUGGAGGAAACUCUACGACACAAGAUCUCGCAGAUAUUGCUAGUAUCUUCGCCACUGGGCCUCGGUGGCCAGAAGCAACUUCUCAACAAGGCCCCCAGGAGGACAUGACGCAGCGAUUUCUCGGGCUUCGGAAGUCUUUAAGAAAACGAAAAAGGAGGCUAACUAUGCAGCGCCUAUCAAAAUUAGGCGUCAACCUCGGCAUGCGGACAUCUCAACUUUCACAGAAUGUUGGGAGCCAGCAUGCGAGCCAUGGAAGCGGGAGUGAAGAUUCAGAGGUUGAUUCUAGUGAUGACAGUAGUCCCGAGGACGAGGGCUCAAGCAGGCGGCCAGAGAGCAUUGCAAGCGAAGGAGACAUAGAUGAGUUUGAGUCGGAGACUGAUUCUCCUCCGAAUGAAAGUAAGCUUACCGCCCGAAGGAAGAGUCACGGUGACAGUAUAAGGGGCCCACGGCUUUCAAAGAAGCCAGGUAGUGAAACAGAGACUAGAAUGCCGUCUAAAUCUCGAAAAAGGUCCUUAUUGACGCAACCAACUACCACCGUCUCCACAAGCAGCAUCCCCUCUGUGUUGUCCCCAGACUUGCUAUCUGAGAUGGAUUCGAGCCAAGGGUUGGGUUCACACCCCAAUUUCAAAGCAUCGCUAAAGCCAGAAUCCGAAGCCUCACCCUCUGCAAGCAGACCAAGCUCUCAGCAUGGAUUGGCUCUUAAAAGCCCCAUAAAGCCCGAGGCGCCAUCAUCAAGCAGCCAUAUUCAAUUUCUUGCCCCCCAACGUCCAGCGCUCUCUCGCCAUUCUUCAACCCCCAAAUUCUCCAGCAAACCAGUCCCAAUAACCAGAGUCUCGAGCGAUGACGGCCCUGGCCGUAGCAUAAUGUUCACCUACACUCCAUCUCCUCCAAGACGCGGCCAGAAUCCGCCCUCCGCCCACCGUUCCAACUCCGCGGUCGCGCCACCAGACACCGAGUUCUUCGUCGCUGAAAAUGACGACUCCCCAUCCAGUCAAGGAUCUCCAUAUUCCACACAGGCGCUGCCCAUUAGCUUCAACGACUUACCGUGUCGGGCGCAACAUUUGAUUCUGAAUGAGUUGAUGAGACAAGAGAGUCGUGAUACGGCGGUGGUAUUCACGACGUUACCUGGCCCCACUGAGGGGACCAGUCAGAGCGAGGAACAGAGCGCAGAUUAUUUGGCAGAUUUAGAACUCCUUUGCAAGGAGUUACCGCCAAUUUUGAUGGUUCAUAGUAAUAACAUGACUGUGACGAUGAGCCUGUGA
Molecule: messenger RNA, 3903 nt
Organism: Venustampulla echinocandica
Lineage: Eukaryota; Fungi; Ascomycota; Leotiomycetes; Helotiales; Pleuroascaceae
Exons: 4
Coding region: 1-3903 (1300 amino acids)
Biological process (GO): cell volume homeostasis; potassium ion homeostasis; chloride ion homeostasis
Cellular component (GO): membrane
Molecular function (GO): potassium:chloride symporter activity
Source: RefSeq, a predicted model, not a curated record